AUGGUUAAGGCAAGACAGUGGCAGUUGGCUCACCAGCCAAGAGACGAGCCGAAGCUCGAUGGUCCAGAGCAGACUUUCAAAUUGGUAGAAACCGAUCUUCCAGAGCCAAAGCAAGACGAAGUGUUGGUGAAGUUGCUCUCGCUGUCCAACGAUCCGGCUCAAAGAGGAUGGAUCGACCCCGACAUUCCUGCUGAACGAUUGUAUGUCCCUCCGGUCAAGGUUGGAGCACCAAUGACUGCCUUUGGUGUCGGAGAGGUCGUCGAGUCCAGGUCUUCACAGUAUAAGAAGGGCGACACCGUUGUUGGACCUAUUGGCUGGUCGGAAUACGCUGUUUUGAAAGCAGGCGCUCUUCAGCCCGCCAAGGACCUGCCAGGAGGCAAGCCGAAGACUCUUUACCUUGGUGCUCUUGGCAUGACUGGUCUCACAGCAUACUUCGGCAUCACAGACGUCGCUGCCGCCAAGAAGGACGACAUCGUAGUAGUCUCUGGAGCUGCCGGAGCUACUGGGUCGAUGGUUGUACAGAUCGCUAAGAAGCUCAUCGGAUGCAAGAAGGUUAUCGGUAUUGCCGGUACUGAUGAUAAAUGUCGCUGGGUCGAGAAGAUUGGCGCCGACGUCUGCCUGAAUUACAAGUCGAAAACUUUUGCAGAGGAUCUGAAGAAGGAGACGCCGUCGCCGGAGGGUUUCGCCAACGUUUACUAUGACAACGUUGGUGGCGAGAUUUUGGAUCUUAUGUUGACGCGCAUGGCGAAGGGAGGCAGAAUCGCUGCCUGCGGAGCAAUCAGCGCAUAUAACACUGCGUCAGAGCGGACGACAGGCCUUAAGAACUGGUUUGAGGUGGUCUCCAUGCGACUCAACAUCAAAGGGUUUAUUGUCCUAGACUUCCAGAGCAAGUUCCCACAAGCACUGGAGACCUUCCAAAAGGCUCUGGCAGACGGCAAGCUAGAUCUUGAGGACUCCGAGACCGUGGUCAAAGGAAGCUUUGAAGAUGUGCCAAAGACUUGGCUGAAGCUCUUUGAGGGCUCUAACCAGGGCAAGCUGGUCACUCAGAUCCAGUGA
Fulvia fulva is the source of this 1056-nucleotide messenger RNA. RefSeq names its product Putative NADP-dependent oxidoreductase. The record is from RefSeq and is a predicted model, not a curated record. The transcript is spliced from 2 exons. NCBI's taxonomy places the organism in Eukaryota, Fungi, Ascomycota, Dothideomycetes, Mycosphaerellales, Mycosphaerellaceae. Bases 1 to 1056 code for a protein of 351 amino acids. Gene Ontology annotation, molecular function: oxidoreductase activity, acting on the CH-CH group of donors, NAD or NADP as acceptor.